AUGUUCUAUCAGUGGGAACAGCAUCCCAACCAGGAUAGGCGACAUCGCCCUCGCACCCGCAACGGAUGCUUGACCUGCCGGAGGCGUAAAGUGCGUUGCGAUGAAAAGCGGCCGGACUGUGGACAUUGCAGUCGCCUCCGAUUGGACUGCUCGUGGCAGGAAGAUUCUGGGCUCAGGUUGGGUGUGAGAACGAAGAGAAUACGACAGCGACUUCAGCAAAAACCACAGUCUCAGCAACAACCUGCGCAGCCCGAGCCCGCCACGGCAAAUGCAGAAACCUCCGGUCUAUCGGCUUCCGAUGAGGCGCUUCAAGCGCCAGAUGCUCUCGUCGAUGAUGAUUUCAGCUUCAAUCGCAUGUUUAGCUAUGCAAGUUUCAUGUGGGAUGACUCUUCUCCAACUGAUUUGUCUCCGGGCUGGGAUACCUUCGACCUGACAUCCUCACAAGAGUUGGUCCCCUGGUCUGAUGCUUCUCUCUCUAUUCCAACAUCCAUUCCUAGCACCUGCACAAAUCCCAUGGCCAAUACCGAAGCUCUCUUGGACCGCCAGGGCAGGUUCAGUAGUAUAACCUCACCAACCAUCGCGAUCGGGUGGAGCGAGACGCAGUUGGCCGAGUACUUUGCACGAUCGGCAGCCCCGCCCAUUCUAGCUACCGUUGAGACCAGUGCUCGCUGGUUCUGGAUGCGAAAACAACUGACUUCGAUGACCUCGACCUCGCGAAUGGUCAAAUUCGGAGUCAUUGCGUUCGUUGCCUUGGAACUCGAGUCUGCCGGCACCUUGGAGCCAUCAACAUACACUCAAUACUACCGUACUGCGAAAGAACGAUUAGAGGAAUGCUUGAAGGAUAUCAGUCGCGACCGCAAAAUCAUUUCAUCCCAGUUGAGGCAUAUCCUAGCAGUUCUCUUUCUAUUGUCAUACGUCGACCUCCUCACAAAAGACGUGUCUAAAGCACACGCAAAUUUGCGAGAAGGGUUCCAUGCCUUGGAGAUGGUGGAGAUUGAUUCACUGAGCGUGACCGAGAGACGACUCCUAUCGUGGCUACGUCUUCUCGAUGCAAGGGCCGUCAGUGCAGGCGGCGAAGGCUUGUUUCUUACAGAAGGGGAUAGUGCCGUCAACACAGAUCUACAAUCUCCCGACAGCUCUAUUGCCGAGGUUGACUCUGGGCUAGAUGACGCGGAAGCAGCAUUGGAAGAAUUCAUCAUGCGACCAGCUUUCCUGUUCUUCCAGAAAGUCCAGCUCUUCAUGGGCCGAAUAUCUAAGAUCGACCCUUGGCAUCGACGGCGAGGUACCGUCGAAGACGAAACGGAGGUAAUGGCUAUUUCGACCACGAUCACUCGAGACAUCAAAUCUCUGUGGCAGCAGCGGCCGCCGCUGAUGGACCAUGCAGUGGCGGGCAAAUUAGCGACCUUGUUAUCCCCGUCUUUGGCGGAGACAAUCACUCGCACCAUGCGGGUAUAUCACGCCAACUACUAUGCCAGCUUCAUUCAUCUACAUCGUGUAGCAUAUAAGAAUCUCCCACGCACCGCAGAUGUUAUGUAUGCUAUGAACGAGAUCCGCCAGGUCACCAAAAUGAUAUUGGAGAGUCCGUGGAUAUCAUCGCCCCAGGAGAUUCCAGCAAUCGGUACCCCAAAUGCCUCUACGACAACGUUGCCCUCGCUGCCCGUAAACAUGCUCUGGCCUUUACUGAUGCUCGGUGUCGAAGUCGAAGAACCAGAAGAACGCACUUGGGUCAUAUCCUGCAUUAAGGGCAUGGAGAAUGUAGCAUCAAAUGCCGGCAUCACGGCAGACGUUCUCCAGGAAGUCAUCCGGCGACAAGAUGAGACUAGGCAGCGAGUGGAUAUUAGGAAAGUGAUGCACGAAACUUUUGAUCGUGCAUUUGCUAUCGUGUAA
Messenger RNA from Penicillium brasilianum, 1887 nucleotides. Lineage: Eukaryota; Fungi; Ascomycota; Eurotiomycetes; Eurotiales; Aspergillaceae. The record is from the annotation of a GenBank genome assembly.